UUUACUUUUCUUCACCGUGGAAACUGGCUUCACUUUAGAACCGUUCUAGCACACCACGAAAAUAGAAAGAUACCCAUCCUAUAUAAUCGAAUUCGUCACACACACAAUCCCCCAGUUACUCUCCUCGUUUCAUUCUUUUUCCUUCUUUUGUCUUCCCUUAGUUUGAAGAUCAUGGGGAGAGGGAGGGUUCAGCUGAAGCAGAUCGAGAACAAAAUCAGCCGCCAAGUGACGUUUUCCAAAAGGAGAACUGGGCUGCGCAAGAAAGCCAACGAAAUCUCUGUGCUCUGUGAUGCUCAAGUAGCACUGAUUGUGUUCAAUGCUAAAGGGAAGCUUUUUGAGUAUUCUUCUGAAUCCAGCAUGGAAAACGUGCUGGAACGAUAUGAGAGACAUGCCCAUAUAGGGCAACUUGUUGGAGACGGAGAUGAUUCACAGGGAAACUGGUCCUUACAAUGCUUCAAGCUCACCGGCAAAGUUGAAGUCUUAGAGAGGAACUUGAGGAACUUUGUGGGACAAGAUCUGGAUCCCUUGAACUUGAGAGAGCUUCAGAGUUUAGAGCAUCAGCUUGACACAGCUAUAAAGCGGAUCCGAACUAGACAGAACCAAGUUAUGAAUGAAUCCAUCUCAGAUCUGCAGAAAAAGGCAAGGCAAUUGCAAGAGCAAAAUGGCACCCUUACAAAGAAGAUUAAGGAGAAAGGGAAGCCAGUGGUUGAACCUCCACACUGCGGGCCAGAAACCUUAGGUCUAACAUUCCCUCCAGAGCUACAACCACAACAAAGACUAGUUCCUUCUUUAACACUCUGUGAGACCUUGCAAGCAGCGCCUCUGGAGGAAGUUGUUGAAGCACGAACAGUUCCUACUGCCACUACUCACAUCCCACCAUGGAUGCUGCAUCCAUUUACAAGAUAAAUUAAUCGGCAUGACACCGUUAUGUUUGUGACAUGUGAUUAAUGUUAAAAGCAUAAGCUAUAUAUAUCUAUAUGUCAAAAACAUAAUGUUAUAGCUAAUUGUUAAGUUUGAUAAUUAACUGCUCGUCCUUGUAAGUACAGGAUGUGCCCUCCAAAUUUGAUCGUUUGCCAAAAAAAACAUUCAUAGACGAAGGCUACUACAUGGUGCAAGAGUGCAAGUGAUUUGUAUAAGAAACAGUUAAAAUGGCUUUAUUAUUUUUAGUUUUCAUUUUGUUUAA
Glycine soja is the source of this 1183-nucleotide messenger RNA. Its product is annotated as truncated transcription factor CAULIFLOWER A-like. The transcript has 9 exons. Gene Ontology annotation, biological process: positive regulation of transcription by RNA polymerase II. Gene Ontology annotation, molecular function: protein dimerization activity; RNA polymerase II cis-regulatory region sequence-specific DNA binding; DNA-binding transcription factor activity, RNA polymerase II-specific. Bases 172 to 906 code for a protein of 244 amino acids. The record is from RefSeq and is a predicted model, not a curated record. Gene Ontology annotation, cellular component: nucleus. Lineage: Eukaryota; Viridiplantae; Streptophyta; Magnoliopsida; Fabales; Fabaceae.